GAUCGCGCGACUAACCCCUGGAAUAGCAAGAGAAAGACACAGGCGCAAGAUUGGAGGGCAAGUUCGCAGAAGAAUCCCACUGCUGCUGCCCUCCCGAUCGGCAUUCCGAACAAUGGAAUAGUCGUCACUUCGACCAACGGUGAAGACAUCACAGGGCGUUUGAACUAUCGCCGUCGCAGUCAAGACCAUGGCGUUCAGGGAACAUACGGCCACCCCCCAUACAGCGACCACGGUCUGAUGCCAGCCAACGGUCAGGCUCUUAUCGAUCCUGGCCAGCCUUUGUUUCCUUUUGACCUUGGGUUCACUCUGGCUGAAAUAGGUCAAGGGCAAUACCUCGAGGUUCAGAACAACGCAUAUGCCAACCCAUCCCAGUACAUCAGCCUUCCGUACAGUGACAGCCCAAGUCAGCUUAACGGUCAUGCUGGGCAUCAACAGUACUCGGAUACUCACCAGGCUCAAUAUGCCGGUUGUCCUGUCCACGACAGUGGCCUAAGUCACCUCAAUGGUCCUGAUGUGCACCAGCAGUACUUCGUCGACACCCACCAACCCCAGUAUAAGGCUAAUCACCCGCACGACAUGGGUCCAAGUCAUCUCAAUGGUCAUGCUGGGCGUCAGCAGUAUUUGAGCACCACCCAGCCUCAAUAUACCAGUGGUCCGGUCGCCAACAACGACGCAAGACAUCGGGCUGCUCAGAUUAGCCAGCAGCCAUUCACCCCGGCCACAAAUACGUUCAGCUUUACCGCCCCGGACUCCUCUGAGAAGCAGGUCGCUCCUGGUGAAGAUGCAUGGGGCAUCGAUUCGUUCGAUCCAGGAACUUGGCCGAUGCUUGGUCCUAAUGGCAUGGCUUGGCCGCCGCCGAGGCCACCACACCCUUAGCGAUGAACCAACAGGCGACAUGAGUUGCUUGAAAGUCAGUUUGUU
Molecule: messenger RNA, 921 nt
Organism: Exophiala viscosa
Lineage: Eukaryota; Fungi; Ascomycota; Eurotiomycetes; Chaetothyriales; Herpotrichiellaceae
Exons: 1
Coding region: 238-876 (212 amino acids)
Source: RefSeq, a predicted model, not a curated record